Molecule: messenger RNA, 2497 nt
Organism: Podarcis muralis (Common wall lizard)
Lineage: Eukaryota; Metazoa; Chordata; Lepidosauria; Squamata; Lacertidae
Biological process (GO): regulation of DNA-templated transcription
Molecular function (GO): protein dimerization activity; DNA binding
Source: RefSeq, a predicted model, not a curated record
CUUUGGAGCAGAAGGGUUGCGUUCGGGUCAGACAGCUAAUACCCAGAGCUGCUUGACUUUGGCUGACAGGGUCACGGAUGGCUCCUAGCUGCAUGGUCCACAUGGAGGAAGAGAGGGGGCUGGCGAAAGAGAAGAACAAGCUGAGGAAGCCAGUGGUCGAGAAAAUGCGCCGCGAUCGGAUUAACAGCAGCAUUGAGCAGCUGAAGGUCCUUCUGGAGAAAGAAUUCCAGAGGCAUCAGCCCAACUCCAAGCUGGAGAAAGCAGACAUCUUGGAAGUGGCUGUCAGUUACUUGAAGCAGCAGCAGCAUCAAAUUCAGGCUCCUGCACUGAGCCAGAAGAAUCCAGAGCUUGAUUUCAACACCGGCUACCUGCGUUGCUUGAAGGAAGCGCUGCAUUUCCUCUCCUUCUGCGAGCCCAAGAGAGAAACGCAAGCCCGGCUGAUUAAGCACUUCUGCAAAGUCCACGUGAUCGCAGACAGGGUGCAGACAGGCACUCCCGCCAUGGGCUGCCUGCCACCAUCUCCUCGCGCCCCACCCAAGAAACAAACUGCCAGCAAGAAGCCCCCAGCACCUGCCACAGUGCUCUGGAGACCGUGGAGGCCCCCACUCCCUUUUGCUCCCACACACAGCAGACCUGAAGCCAAACAGUUUCCUCGCUUUCGUGGGUUAAUCAUGGCAACAGCCGGCGCUUCGCUGGAAAUCCAGCCAUCCAAAGCGAAAAUCAGACUGCAGAAGCCGCUGGUGGAGAAGUUGCGCCGCGACCGCAUCAACGGCAGCAUCGAGCAACUGAAACUGCUUCUGGAGAAGGAAUUCCAGAGACACCAGCCCAGCUCCAAGCUAGAGAAGGCUGACGUUCUGGAGAUGACCGUCAGCUAUCUAAGAUACAGCCAAACAUUGGCGACAUCGUCUGGAAGCAGAACCCAGGAUUACAGCAAAGGCUAUUCCUCCUGUCUGAAGGAAACUCUGCAGUUCCUGGCCAUCCACUCAACGAACUCCGAAACCCAGAGCAAGCUCUUAAGUCACUUCCAGAAGCCUUGGGAGGUGGCUAGCAAGGACACCUCUCCACUUUCUACCCCCGCUCUGCUUCAGAAGGGGUCACCCCAAGGCGCCGUCUCAAAACCAGCCUACAAAUUGUGGAGGCCUUGGUAGGAGAGAGCUCUUAUUCUCGACAUGUGUUUAAGACAUCCAGGAGGAGUUGGCAAUUUGCCAUGCAAAUCCUGCACCGCUCCUCGGGAGAAUAUGUGCGGCUUAAUAUGUAUUGAUAUCUGACUGACAGAGGCCUUCCUCAUUCAGAAAGGCAAAGUGCUCAGAAAGGAAAAACCAUUCCGAAAGAAUGGACCAAUGUCAUCCUUUUAUGGGGAGAAUUCCGAGCAGCUGUCCCAAGGGGAACAACAAAUCAUUAUAAUUGUGCUGUGUUCGGAUCUUGAUGCUUAUUAUUAAUUGAUAGAAAGUGUGCAGAGAUGUGUGUGUGUUUGAGGUUUGUUUUGUUUGCAAAAAAAAGAGUAACUUCUAAGAAGUUUUUGGGCCGUUUUCUUUUUUCAAGAGUCUCUGUGCUUUGUGUGGCUUCCUUGCAGCCACAGCAACAGACUGGCCAUAUUUUGGUGGCCAGAGUGAAUACCGAUGAAGGCUAGGGAACUGAACAAAUCCUCAGCUUGCUUACUUCACUUACAAUUCUCAGGGCCACCUUCCCUUUAUAGGAAGCCCUUGGGGCCGCAAUUCAGUGAGGGGUGGGGCCAGAAGUAGGCAGAGUAAUAGGGUGUGAAUGUUGCCUUUGCAUGGCAGGCUACAUUCCAGCCCUGCAAAUACUAGGUUUCGAAACACACAAAUAUCCCCACGCUUCAUCCAAGAAGGGCUAUUACGAGUUCAUGGACAUAUUUCAGUCAGAUGAAAGAACUCAAGGAAGGUGUGAUGCAGGGCUGCAAUGAAGUUCUGUAACAUUUGUAGAUUUCCAACACACAUGUAGUCUGUGAAACAGCUAUUUAGCUGCGCCCACAAAUGCAAGAGGCUAUUUUGAAAAGAGGGGGGAAAAGGCCUUUGAAUGUUGCUGCUGUGAUGAAGUUCUAUAACAUUUGUAGACUGUACAGAGUGUGGCAAGAGAAAAGUGUUACCCUGUGACGAUAACGUGUAGAGGAUGUUCUUCAAAUUGGUUGACUCUCCAAGGCAGAGUGUUUGUGUUCGAGAUGCUGAACGAAUGCUUUUUAUAAAGGCAAAAACAUAGUUUUCUAUCCUCAUAGGAAGGAACGUAACAGCCCAGAGUGCUGAAAUAUGUAUAACAUGAAUUGUUUGAUGAUGUCUUUUAUGAAAGGCUAAUUGUACAAAUUGUAUUUACUUUUCUUUCGGUACCAUAACUGUUUUUAUGGUAAGUUAAUUUUUGCUGGCUACCGUCCUUGGAGGAUGAUGUAAUGUUGUUGGGUGUGACGCACCGAAUCUGUAAUCCGUUGGAAACCACUUUUGCACAGUGAAUGAGAAACAAAUAAAACUAGCUUGCCUUACAUGCA